Messenger RNA from Epinephelus fuscoguttatus (brown-marbled grouper), 2448 nucleotides. RefSeq names its product heparan sulfate glucosamine 3-O-sulfotransferase 6-like. Lineage: Eukaryota; Metazoa; Chordata; Actinopteri; Perciformes; Serranidae. The transcript is spliced from 2 exons. Gene Ontology annotation, molecular function: [heparan sulfate]-glucosamine 3-sulfotransferase activity. Bases 307 to 1455 code for a protein of 382 amino acids. The record is from RefSeq and is a predicted model, not a curated record.
AGCGCACAGACGCAGCAGACUGGACGUCUCACCUGACUGCAAAUAAACGAGUCAUGUUAAAUGACAAAACUUUCUUCACUGACGAGGAAUAAUUUCUGUCAUAUCUGACAAGAAGGAGACAAAGAUUAUGAGGAUCAUCUCUGACAAAUCCACUGUGCCAUCCCACUGACGCUCUCCAUGUGAUGCCUCACUUUUGCGCAACAGGUUCUGAGAGGUAAAUUCAACAUUAUCACCUCCGAUCAAUGUAGGAAGAAGAAGCAUGCUGUCCCCGUUUUGGCUCUUUGGCACCGAGCAGGAGAUCAACUCAUGGGAUGUAGUGGAUGCAGAGUCAGGUUCAACUUUGGCAAGGUGCUCUCCAAAGUCUCGGUGUUUUUUACCAUGGUCCUGAUCUUCACUUACUUCUUCUACUGCCUCACCGGAUUUUGCGAUUCGGCCCCGAGAACUUUAUACAGCCAACAAGCUGCAGACUAUGACCUUCUGGACGAUCAUCGCCGCGUUUUGGACGAGCUGCGACCGUCACCGCGUCUCCUCGCCGCCGACGCGCCGUCUCACCGGAACCGCACAGCUGCCUCCGCGGACGCAGAGCAGGUGGACGCGCCGGGACAGCUGCCUCAGCACAUGUCGGACAGCGCCAAGGAGAGCGCCCAGAGCAACGGCAUCCCCGUGUCCAACACUUUCGGGACCAAAAGGUUCCCGCAGGCGAUUAUAAUCGGCGUGAAGAAAGGAGGAACCCGCGCCCUGCUGGAGUUUCUCCGCAUCCACCCGGACGUGAGAGCGGUCGGCGCGGAGCCUCACUUCUUCGACAGGUUUUAUGAUAAAGGACUGGAGUGGUACAGGAACCUGAUGCCUCGGACGCUGGACGGCCAGAUCACCAUGGAGAAGACCCCCAGCUACUUUGUCACAAAGGAGGCUCCUAGCCGUGUCUGCACUAUGAACUGCCAAACUAAGCUCAUCGUGGUGGUCAGAGAUCCUGUGACGCGGGCCGUGUCUGACUACACCCAGACACUAUCCAAGAACCCAGGCCUUCCAUCCUUCCAGAGCCUGGCUUUAAAAAACUCCACCACAGGUCUGAUUGACACCACGUGGAGCGCUGUGCGCAUCGGCCUCUACGCCAAACAUCUGGAGAACUGGCUCCAGCACUUCCCCUUGUCUCAUUUUCUGUUUGUUAGUGGUGAGCGCCUGGUGUCUGAUCCGGCUGGGGAGAUGGGCCGGGUACAGGACUUCCUGGGUCUGAAAAGGGUUGUUUCAGACAAACACUUCUACUUCAACCAGACCAAAGGUUUUCCCUGCUUGAAGAAGCCCGAGGGGAGCAGCAGACCUCGCUGCCUCGGAAAGUCUAAGGGCAGACCCCAUCCCCAAAUCCCCGCCGAGGUCCUGCAGAGGCUGAGAGACUUCUACAAGCCCUUCAACCACCGUUUCUACCAGAUGAGUGGACAAGACUUUGGCUGGGACUAAUCGAAGAGCUUCCUGUCGUAGCCCAGAUCAAAGCCAGUUUGACUGUUCAAUGCUCCACAGGACUAACGUUCUCAGGGACGGGGUAGAGAAACACAAAGUCCACAAGCUGAACUCUGCCUCAGUGGACUCAACAUGACAUGCAGCACAUGAACCAUCAGUCACAGUUUAGUUGUAGAGUCGAAGCCGACACGAACACCAUGCUGCCAAUAUGCAAGUUACACACAUGGCUUAGUUAUUAAACCAUUAAACCAUUUUCUUGCCUGUAUGUUAAUGUUACACAGAAGUUAGAAGCAAAGUACGCACCAAAGGGAAAGGAAAAAACAUUGCCUUUGAACAUCAUCUUUUGACUUUUGUUUAUAAAAUAAGCUGAUAUUUAUAGAUUCUGUUGAUUUGAAAUACAACAGCUACAGAUUUCUUUUAUGAAAGAAAUGUAUUUAUUACACGACAAGGUAAGACAUAAAACUGAGUAUGUUUUCAUUGACAGGACAUUGGAGGAAAAAAUGUCCCACUCCAUGACAAACCACUAUGUCUUUUUAAUUAUUAGCAGUGUUACCUUGACUGCAUUUAUAUUUUCAGAGCAUUUACCGUUUCUAAAUGUCCUUUGAAAUGCUACAUAUCUUAGUUUGCUGUUGCAGGGUAUUUCUGUGCACAUUGCAGUUGACAUACCAAUGAUACCUCAUCUGUAAAUAUAUGACGUUACAAUAACCAGAAACCAUACAUUCCAUUUGUAGGCAUUUGUAGAUAUUUCUCCCCUCAGAGCCGCACAUAUUUUACUUGCCUUUGACAGUGCAAACUGUAUCUCCUCACACUCACUUUUAACAGUUACUGCUCUGACUCCAAAACCUUAAUUCUGACUCUGAUUCUUUGUGUUGUGAAGUAGUUUUAUCUCACAGAGUUUCAUCCGUUUUCAUUUCAUGUGUUACUGUAAAGCAAACUGAGAAUGUUUGUGUAAAGACUGUUGGAAGAAUGACACAUGCUUGGCCCUCAAAAGGU